AUGUCAAACGUGAAUGUAAAAAUUUCUUCAUCAUCUCGUAAUUCUGGGAGUUCUGUAAGCCUUACAAUUAUCGGCACAAAAUUAGUACCCAGUUUAGAAGUCGCUGCAUCAAUCGCCCAAUCAAUCGAUGAGCAAGCAAAGAAACUUAAAAAUAAUCGAGAACCUUGUAAGGCACUAGUUGAGCAAGUUCUAAUAAGCCAAACAACUUUAGAAAAAUAUAAACCACAAUAUGACGACUCUCAAGAAGCUUACAAGCAGUAUAUUGAUAUCCUGAAACAAAUAGAAGAGUACAUGUAUAUUAAACAACUGAGAAAGCCCGCUAAGGAGAAUGAAGAAUUGCUAAAACAAUUUAUGGAUACAUUAACCCAAGCAACCAGCGCAUUCAAUUUAGAAUUGAACUAUAAUGAAAUAUCAAAAAUGUCUACACAAAUGCAUAAACUAGAAAUCUCAAAUAUCUCUAAAGGACUUGAUGCUCAUUUAUCAGAUAUAGAGAAAACAAGAAUUGACCCAAAUUUAAUUGCCAAUGAUCCGUCAGAGAAAGAGGUUGUCAGAGGCAUGAGAAAAGCGUUAGUAAAGAAAAUGUAUCGUAGCCAACCAGUUGCUGUGAGAAGAACAGUAGAUGAAUAUUCUAAGAUUGAUGAAAAAUUGAAAACUAAAUUAAAAAAAGAAGUGGUCAUUCGAAAAUUGUUAUCUGGUUGUAACAAUAUCGAAAAAUUCCAUGGCACCGUUGUUGACUCUAAUUAUUUAUAUAUUGUCACCGAAUGGGCUGAAAAUGGUAAUCUUUGUGACUACUUGCAAAAGAAGCCAAACAUUCUUUGGAUUGACAAGUGGAGAAUCGCAUCAGAAAUCGGAAAUGCCGUAAAUAAAAAUGUAUUAUUGGAUGAACACCUGACUGCAAAACUCUCAAAUUUUGCUACCAGUAGAUCAACAGAUCGACUUGGGUGGAAUGCCCCCGAGAAAAUUCGAUCAGAGGUUGAAGGGAGAAAACAUGAUGAAAAAACCAAUAACAUAAUAUAUGACUUUAAUAAACAGACGAGUAAAAGGGGAAAAAUUUCUAAUGAAAAAGAGAAAGAGAUAAAUAAUAUAAAACAUGAACCGCUUCCUUUUAAUAAGCAAAUGGAUGUGUAUAGUUUUGCAAUGACUCUUUGGGAAAUAGCUGCAAAUGGUAAAAGUCCAUUUUCCGAAAUCACAAGUUUAGAACUAGAAAAUGCAAUAAUGGCAGGAACACGUCCAUUAAUCCCAGACGACACUCCACCAAAAUUCGAGGAAUUCAUAAAAAAAGCAUGGGACAAUCAAGGGGAUAGAAGACCGAAAAUUGAUGUAAUCGCCACCAACCUAGUUAAAAAUUAUCAAUUGUUUAAAGAAGAAAAUUUUCAAACAAAGAAUUGUCUUACUAUUCCGCCCUCGACUCCCCAAAGACCUCUUACGUCU
Ambispora gerdemannii is the source of this 1431-nucleotide messenger RNA. The record is from the annotation of a GenBank genome assembly. Lineage: Eukaryota; Fungi; Glomeromycota; Glomeromycetes; Archaeosporales; Ambisporaceae.